AUGAGUGCUGAAACGGUGUCAUCCGGGAGCGCCGCGGGACACACGGGGGAGGAAACACUUAUGACGGCGAUCCCCCGGCGAUUUCUCCUGCCAAUGCCGGAGAAGCCGGCGCGCGAAGGUGCCGCCCACGGCAAGCAUCCGCCGGCGCACGAGAUGAUGCGAAACGAUCCAUACGCCAAGAAAGUCGCGCAUGGCCCGAGUUGUGGGCCGGUGUCCCGCUACCGCGUCCCCGUAAGUCGACCGUUGCCGCUCCACACGCUGGAGGCCAUCCCGGAUCGUCGCGAAAGGGCGCUGAAUGUUGAAAGCUCUCUUGCGCCACUUUUUCGUGGCUCGACGGAGGGCGCCGCACUGCCGGAUUUUUUAACACCGUCGGGAAGCAACCGCCGACGCGAGAUUGAGGAGCGAAAGAAGCAGGAGCAGCGUGUCCGCAGCGACCCGGAUGCGAAAAGGCGCGCCAAUGAGCCCAGGCGCAUGCCGAACCUUGAAAGGAAGGUGCCGAGGGGCUUCGUCCCGCAGUGCGCAAAUGUUGUGAAGAAGGCACCCCUGAGCCGCAGCGAAAAUGAGUAUCGAUCGACGAAAAGGGGCAACAGAACGGCAAAGCGGAGCAAAAGCGAAGAGUGA
Trypanosoma cruzi is the source of this 621-nucleotide messenger RNA. RefSeq lists its product as uncharacterized. The record is from RefSeq and is a predicted model, not a curated record. The transcript has a single exon. NCBI's taxonomy places the organism in Eukaryota, Euglenozoa, Kinetoplastea, Trypanosomatida, Trypanosomatidae. Bases 1 to 621 code for a protein of 206 amino acids.